This is a messenger RNA of Aspergillus fischeri NRRL 181, 795 nucleotides long. RefSeq lists its product as uncharacterized. NCBI's taxonomy places the organism in Eukaryota, Fungi, Ascomycota, Eurotiomycetes, Eurotiales, Aspergillaceae. The coding region runs from base 1 to 795 and encodes 264 amino acids. The transcript is spliced from 3 exons. The record is from RefSeq and is a predicted model, not a curated record.
AUGAACAUAUUUCGCAAACUCCGUGGUAAGGCCAGCCGGAGCAGCCGUGGCAAAGAGCCCGCGCCAUCAGCGCCGGCCACGAUAGCAGAGAGCAAAAGUGUUAACCCGUCCCCUCCCCCUGGCGCCAUGCAUAUCAGCGAGGUGAAGCGGUCACCCACCCUGCGAUCAUCUAUCCGCAAGCCCGGUUCCGAGACCCAGUUUAUUACCAUUAUGGUCGCGAAUGCCAAAGGCGCCGCCGACUACUUGCGUCUUUACAGGCUACUGCAGCGAGAAACGGAUUACGGAAGCGAGUUCGACCUGACAGGCGACUACGAGACGGACUACCUUUACGAUGGGUACAUCUACAAUGUCCGCUUUGUUUCCGUGCCGGACCCCACGGGGCCUUGGGCUGCUAACUUGGCUCAUGUCUGUCUUGUUUUGACGUAUGACACCUCGUCAAGGGAAUCGUGGGAUAAACUGGUCGCUAUCUGCGAGGGGAUGCGAAGUCGCAGCGAAGAUGGGGUCCUCUCCCCUUAUCCUUUUCUUGCGACGGUGAUUGUCGCCAUGGGUGAAGGUGAAGGUGAAGGUGAAGAAGGCCCCAUGUCUGUGUCGCAAGGAGAAGCCGAGGCAUUUGCAACCCAGCGGAAGUGUCUCUUUGUCGAGGUUUCGCGCAGAACUGGGCGCGGUGUUUGCGAUGCGGUCGGCUCACUGGUUGAGCGGGCGCACGGCGCUCGUGGGCAAUAUCCUAUGGAUCAGGAGGGGGAGCCCCAGAGGUAUAAGAGGGCGCAGGUAUUGAAGGCAUUAUUUUCACCAUAG